This is a messenger RNA of Hyaena hyaena (striped hyena), 3013 nucleotides long. RefSeq names its product potassium voltage-gated channel subfamily C member 2 (gene KCNC2). The coding region runs from base 89 to 1981 and encodes 630 amino acids. Gene Ontology annotation, molecular function: protein binding; delayed rectifier potassium channel activity. Gene Ontology annotation, cellular component: neuronal cell body membrane; voltage-gated potassium channel complex; axon. The transcript is spliced from 5 exons. The record is from RefSeq and is a predicted model, not a curated record. Gene Ontology annotation, biological process: protein homooligomerization; potassium ion transmembrane transport. Lineage: Eukaryota; Metazoa; Chordata; Mammalia; Carnivora; Hyaenidae.
CCGGCUGCGCGGAGACGCUCGUCCACUCGGAAGCCAGAGCAGAACCACUUUUCUGUGGGUGUCGUUAAGUCAUGUCUGAGCCACAGAGAUGGGCAAGAUCGAGAACAACGAGAGGGUGAUCCUCAAUGUCGGGGGCACCCGGCACGAGACCUACCGCAGCACCCUCAAGACCCUGCCCGGGACGCGCCUGGCCCUCCUCGCCGCCUCGGAGCCCCCGGGCGACUGCCUGACGGCGGCGGGCGACACGCUGCAGCCGUCGCCCCCUUCGCUGUCGCCGCCGCCGCGACCGCCCCCACGGUCCCCCGGGCCGGGCGGCUGCUUCGAGGGCGGCGCGGGCAACUGCAGUCCCCGCGGCGGCGGCGGCGGCCGCGACCACCCCGGGGGCGGCCGCGAGUUCUUCUUCGACCGGCACCCGGGCGUCUUCGCCUACGUGCUCAACUACUACCGCACCGGCAAGCUGCACUGCCCCGCCGACGUGUGCGGGCCGCUCUUCGAGGAGGAGCUGGCCUUCUGGGGCAUCGACGAGACGGACGUGGAGCCCUGCUGCUGGAUGACCUACCGGCAGCACCGCGACGCCGAGGAGGCGCUCGACAUCUUCGAGACCCCCGACCUCAUCGGCGGCGACCCGGGCGACGACGAGGACCUGGCGGCCAAGAGGCUGGGCAUCGAGGACGCCGCGGGCCUGGGGGGCCCCGACGGCAAGUCCGGCCGCUGGAGGAGGCUGCAGCCCCGCAUGUGGGCCCUUUUCGAGGACCCCUACUCGUCCAGAGCCGCCAGGUUUAUUGCUUUUGCUUCUUUAUUCUUCAUCCUGGUUUCAAUCACAACCUUUUGCCUGGAGACACAUGAAGCUUUCAAUAUCGUUAAAAACAAGACAGAACCAGUCAUCAAUGGCUCAAGUGUUGUUCUACAAUAUGAAAUCGAAACGGAUCCUGCCUUGACGUAUGUAGAAGGAGUGUGUGUGGUGUGGUUUACUUUUGAAUUUUUAGUCCGUAUCAUUUUUUCCCCUAAUAAACUUGAAUUCAUCAAAAAUCUCUUGAAUAUCAUUGACUUUGUGGCCAUCCUACCCUUCUACUUAGAGGUGGGACUCAGUGGGCUGUCAUCCAAAGCUGCUAAAGAUGUACUUGGCUUCCUCAGGGUGGUAAGAUUUGUGAGGAUCCUGAGAAUCUUCAAGCUCACCCGCCAUUUUGUGGGUCUGAGGGUGCUUGGACACACUCUUCGAGCUAGUACUAAUGAAUUUUUGCUGCUGAUAAUCUUCCUGGCUCUAGGAGUUUUGAUAUUUGCUACUAUGAUCUACUAUGCCGAGAGAGUAGGAGCUCAACCUAAUGACCCUUCAGCUAGUGAGCACACGCAGUUUAAAAACAUUCCAAUUGGCUUCUGGUGGGCUGUAGUGACCAUGACUACAUUGGGCUAUGGGGAUAUGUACCCCCAAACAUGGUCAGGGAUGCUGGUGGGAGCCUUGUGUGCUCUGGCUGGAGUGCUGACAAUAGCCAUGCCAGUGCCUGUCAUUGUCAACAACUUUGGAAUGUACUACUCCUUGGCAAUGGCGAAGCAGAAACUUCCAAGGAAAAGAAAGAAGCACAUCCCUCCUGCCCCUCAGGCAAGCUCACCUACUUUUUGCAAGACAGAAUUAAAUAUGGCCUGCAAUAGCACACAGGGUGAUACGUGUCUUGGCAAAGACAAUCGGCAUCUGGAACAUAACAGAUCAGUGUUAUCAGGUGACGACAGUACAGGAAGUGAGCCGCCAUUAUCACCCCCAGAAAGGCUCCCCAUCAGACGCUCUAGUACCAGAGACAAAAACAGAAGAGGGGAAACAUGUUUCCUACUGACGACAGGUGAUUACACGUGUGCUUCUGAUGGAGGGAUCAGGAAAGUGUUGUACAGAAUUUAUCAUGGAUUUUUGACUGCUGAAAAAGGGACAGUGGAAUUUAGCCAUGCCAAGGACUGUACUGGAAACAGACUUCUGCUGCUCAAUGUGCCCUGAUGUGACCAGGUCGCACUCGGAAGAGGUCCCUACGUCUUCAUGAGGCAUCUAAAGCUUGGAAAAGAACUGGCUGGAACUCAUUUGGUGCUCCCCAUAUGAGUGGUCUGCUUGUGGACUGGUCGGUAUCCAUGAGACAAUUGUAAAUACCAACAUGUGUGCAUGGGUCAACAGCUUCAGCCAUCUCCCAUCCAAGGAAGCCAAAUUCAUGAUCAACAUCUCUGAAGCUUCAAGUAAGGCCCAUACUUCUGUGAAUUGCCCCUCUUGGGUCUGCAGUAGAUCCUGCUGUGAAUCAUACAAGGCAGUGAUAUUGGUGUAGUAUAGAUGUGUCUUAAUUUCCUUUAUUUCUUCUUAAUUCCUUUGUUGUUUGAAUCCAUGAACAUUGACUGUAUCAUUUUUUUAUAAACCGCUUAUGUUAUCUGCUUGUCUUUGUUGUGAAAUUUUCAGUGCCUAUUUAUCAAAACUGACUUGUUUUUAAUCACAUAUUUGUUUACCUCUGGAGAAUCAUUAUGACUUUAAAAAAAAACUCACCAACGUUAUUCAUGGUUUAAGUGUUUUGUCAUUGUUACCUCAAUUAUAAAUAUAACAGAAAAUAAAAUUCUGGCAACGAGAGUAUUUUUUUAUUAAAUGAUCAAGGAGUAAUGUCAGUAUAUAGUAGAGUAUUAAUCAAAUUAUAUCUUAAAAUGUAUAUUUUGCAUAAAAGAGAUAUUCUUCAAUCAAUUACUUUUUUGUGAGUUUUGUGGCAACCGAAGCUUGUACUCGUAUUUGUUUAAAAUUGUUGUAGUUUAAACUGUAAGAAUUCCUCCUCUUGCUUAAUCAGUAUUUCUGGAAUCGAUUAGCUCCCCUGGGAUUCUGAAUAUAAUAUAUAACCUAAUUAUCAACCCCUGUAUUGUGGACGUUUUGUGAACAUUUCAAGGUGCAUGCACAGCCUUGGUGAUAACUGAUGGAUAUGUAAUGAACUGAAAUGAAGAAUAAAAGGCAAAUAAGCUGGGGAUAAACUUGAAUCCUAUCUGAUUAAAUUAUUCAUAUUCUUUU